Messenger RNA from Medioppia subpectinata, 1088 nucleotides. The record is from the annotation of a GenBank genome assembly. Lineage: Eukaryota; Metazoa; Arthropoda; Arachnida; Sarcoptiformes; Oppiidae.
CGAUCGCUUCGAGUGUUAGUGUGUUUUCUCAUCGCUUGGCAAUCAAUGGCCGACUCUUCGCAAACCCAUUCGUGUGACCAUUGGGUCAGCUCCUCCUCAAUGAUGAUCAACAACAACAUCGACUGUCCGUCCGAUGUGUCGGACUGUGCGGACGGCGGACACAACCACUCGAUGGGCUCCGUCUCGUCGGUGGGCUCGACGUCGUCGCUGUCGACGGCCGGCGGCGCCGCUCUGGCCAUGGGUUUCGUGUCUCCCUCUCCGCCGCCGGUCUCUCACUCGCCGUCGUUGUCGUCGAUGGAGAGGUUGGAGGCGGAGAACCGGGCGCUCAGACAGGAAGUGGACGGACACAAGUUGCGCAUCAAAUCGCUGAUGGAGGAGAACAAGUCGCUGAGGAGGGCGUCGGUGUCCAUACAGGCCAAAGCGGAACAGGAGGAGGAGUUCAUCAGCAAUACACUACUCAAACGCAUCCAAGUGCUCAAGAAGGAGAAGGAGACGCUCGCACUCAACUACGAGCACGAAGAGGAGUGUCUCACCAACGACUUGAGCCGCAAACUCAACCAAUUGAGGGCCGAAAAGGUGCAAUCGGAGCGCACGCUAGAGCAGGAACAGGAGGCGUUCGUCAAUAAACUGAUGCGAAAGAUCGAGAAACUGGAGAACGAAACGCAAGCGAAGCAAAAGAAUUUGGAACAAUUGAGACGCGAGAAGAUCGAGUUGGAGAACGCGCUCGAACAGGAACAGGAGGCUCUCGUCAACAAACUGUGGAAACGCAUGGAUCAGCUCGAGAGCGACCACUCCAACCGCUGACAUACGGCCUUAAGCCCCACUCCUCCUCCACACCCCUCCCCUACCAGUCCCACUCCCGCGCCCCCCGUUGAAGAGCCUACCCCUCCUCCCGACAAUACCGAUCCCCCCUCUCUCGACCCCACGUCCUCCCCCUCGCCCUCUCUUUUUUAACACCCCCUCUAACCACACAUUUUACCCAAUGUUUUAAUAAGCGUGAGAAUAUAUAAAGUGGAAGAAAGUGAACGGCAAAGAGAUUUUCAGAUUUAAUAUCAGAUCAUAUAAUCAUUUUAUUAUUCAAAUAUCUC